This is a messenger RNA of Malania oleifera, 1570 nucleotides long. RefSeq names its product alcohol dehydrogenase-like 6. Bases 277 to 1425 code for a protein of 382 amino acids. Gene Ontology annotation, cellular component: cytosol. NCBI's taxonomy places the organism in Eukaryota, Viridiplantae, Streptophyta, Magnoliopsida, Santalales, Ximeniaceae. Gene Ontology annotation, molecular function: S-(hydroxymethyl)glutathione dehydrogenase [NAD(P)+] activity; zinc ion binding. Gene Ontology annotation, biological process: formaldehyde catabolic process. The transcript is spliced from 10 exons. The record is from RefSeq and is a predicted model, not a curated record.
AAGUCAAAUUCUAGCUGUUGAGCACACUCCACCCUUAAAAACUUGAAAACUUAAAAAGGUACAUCCCGAGUACCGCCGGAGGGCGUAGUUCCAGGUCUCCCCGACAAAGACCUACCGCCACCGGCGACUGGGACUUGUGGGUAAUCUUACCUACCACCGUCUUACCUACCCUCUUACCCAAUUGACCACCCCAACUUCUCAUUUUUUUCUUCUUCUUCUUCUACUUCUUCUUCUAUGGGAUGGAUUGCUGACAAUUGAAUCAAACCCUCAUCGACAAUGUCUUCAUCAUCGGCGAAAGAUCCCAAUGUCAUCACCUGCAAAGCUGCGGUGGCAUGGGGAGCUGGGGACCCACUGGUGAUGGAGGAGGUGGAGCUGAGUCCCCCUCAUCCUAUGGAGAUUCGUAUCAAGGUCGUCUGCACUUCUCUCUGUCGCAGCGACCUCAACGCUUGGCAAUCUCAGGCACAAGCCCAUAUAUUUCCUCGGAUUUUUGGUCAUGAAGCAGCAGGGGUUGUUGAGAGGGUGGGACAAGGAGUGACUGAAUUCGCAGAGGGGGAUCAUGUGCUCACAACAUUCACUGGAGAAUGCAUGGCAUGUCAGCAUUGUACCUCAGGCAAAAGCAACAUGUGCCAGACACUGGGAUUGGAAAGGAGAGGUGUUAUGCACAGUGAUCAGACCACACGUUUCUCUAUAAAGGGGAAGCCCAUUUACCAUUAUUGUGCAGUUUCAAGUUUCAGUGAGUAUACAGUUGUGCACUCUGGAUGUGCUGUUAAAGUCAGCUCAAUUGCCCCUCUAGAGAAAAUAUGCCUUCUUAGUUGUGGAGCAGCUGCAGGGCUGGGAGCAGCUUGGAAGGUUGCUGAUAUAUCUGAAGGAUCAACUGUUGUCAUAUUUGGUCUAGGGACUGUAGGCCUUUCUGUUGCACAAGGGGCCAAAUUAAGGGGGGCAUCUCGAAUAAUUGGUGUUGAUACUAAUUCUGAAAAGUCGGAUAAAGCAAAGGCUUUUGGAGUAACAGAGUUUAUCAAUCCAAGUGACUGUAAUGAACCUAUUCAACAGGUUAUUAAGCGUAUUACAGAUGGAGGUGCAGAUUAUUCAUUUGAAUGUAUAGGUGACACUGAAAUGAUAACUGCUGCAUUACAGUCAUGUUGUGAUGGAUGGGGUUUGACAGUUACACUUGGUGUGCCAAAAGUGAAACCGGAAAUAACUGCACACUAUGCAUUAUUCCUUAGUGGAAGAACAUUGAGAGGAUCUCUAUUUGGAGGAUGGAAACCUAAAUCUGAUCUCCCCUUAUUAGUGGACAUGUAUUUACGGAAGGAAAUCCAGAUUGAUGAGCUCAUCACACACAAUUUGCCAUUUGAGGAUAUUAACAAAGCUUUUGAUCUCAUGCAAGCAGGAAAGUGUUUGCGCUGUGUUAUUCACAUGUCAAAGUAGUUUUCUUCGAGAUUAUGGUCCAUGAAACUGGUUAGAAUGAGUAGUACUCUUCAGGUGUCUGAGCUGCUUAUGAUUGCAUAUAUUUUUGGAAAUGAGGUACUUGGGAAAGUAUAUUGAAGCUUCAUAAUAAUGAUUUCUUUUCUUA